This is a messenger RNA of Rhododendron vialii, 1721 nucleotides long. RefSeq lists its product as uncharacterized. Lineage: Eukaryota; Viridiplantae; Streptophyta; Magnoliopsida; Ericales; Ericaceae. The record is from RefSeq and is a predicted model, not a curated record. The coding region runs from base 391 to 1530 and encodes 379 amino acids. The transcript is spliced from 7 exons.
UAAUUUUCACAAACUAGAGACACAACGAACACAUCCCCGUAACCCCGUUUGAACCGGUGGAUGCAUCUACUAUCUAGAUCCAGUUCCGACCCGACCAUAUCAAGCCCUGAAUUGCCACCACCGGGUCCACUUCCCCGGCUACCUGAUGUCAUAUCCUUUGCCAAGAAGGAAACGGAAAUGACAGGAAGAGAGGUUGAUAGCUACCAAAACACCGUCUACUCUCUCUCUGUCUCUCAAUUUCGUUAUACUUGCAGCAAGCCUCUCCACAACUCUUUCCAGUUGGUUAAUUGGAGAGCGUGCUUUCCAUAACCUAGUAGAGAGAUAGGGACUUCGCUUUUUGCCUUUUUGGCAUAACAGUACACAUAUAGUAUAUAGUUGGUAUCACGGUGAAUGGCGAUGCUGCAAUUUUCGGACCCGACGAAGCUCAAAACUCAGAAGAUUGCGUUUGAAGACAUUUACCCAACUCGUGAUUCAGGCACACUCGAGCAACUGAAAGAGUUGAGCUCCAAGCGUAGGGCAAUCGAGGAGUCCAUCAAUGAAAGCAGGUUCAUCACUGAGGCUAUUGCGCGGGAAAUAUCUGGGGGUUUGACAUCUCAUGUUGAACAGGACCUUCACAAGUUGGAACAAUACUUACCAUUGUUGGAAAACUUGGUUUACCAUGUUGGCUUGGUUAGUGACAACCCACGGAUGGUUCGCUGGACUUCAGAGCUUAAGAUAAGAUGGAGUAGUGCUCUUAGUUCGUCAUCUUUCUUCUUUCUUACCGGCCCAAAGUACUUUCGAAUUGAUAAUUUGCAAUUUGAGCUGGGCAUGGCCCUUUUCCUUUAUGGUGCCAUGAUUCGGGAAUGGGCUUCAGAAGUUUUGUCAGUAGAUUUGGUGCAAUCUGCUACCCUUUUCAGAAAAGCUGCUGGAGUUUACCACUAUCUGGCUCUUGAGGUCCUUCCACAUUUGCUGUCUUCAUCGGCUCCAGAAAGGCAACCUGAAGCUACCUCAAGUGUGUCUUCGGUUAUGAGCCUCAUUUGCUUGGCUGAGGCACAGGCUGUAACUAUAAGGAAGGCAGAGGAAAAAGGAAAUACUGGUCUUCUGGCAAAGCUGCAUUUUGGUGUGUCGCAACUACUUGAUGAAGCGCAUUUUAUUUUGCAUUCAGUAACCAAAGAGGGUAAAGACAUUUCAGGGCGCUUUGUGGAUUUUGUUUCAUCAAGCAAAGCCCUUCACGAAUUAAGAAGUUAUAAAUACCUCGCGGACAGUAUCAAGGUUUCUGGUCAGAUAGGUGUUACGAUUGGGAUUCUUCGCCAUGCAUUAACUAACGGACAAAAGAAAAUGCCCGGAGAGGAGUCAUGGCGAUCGGUUUUCAAGCAGGAGAUUGAUGAGGUGUCUGCGCUGUUGAGAAAAUAUGAACAUGAGAAUGAUUUUGUUUGGCACGAGAAGGUUCCUCUUCACGAUGAGUUGCCAAUUCCGGAAGGUAAGAAAAUUGUGAAUUAUAUAGCUUAUCAUCCCGAAAGAUGGGAGAGGGCGCUAGUUUUCAAAAUUUGACUUUAUCAAAAUGAUUCUGUACGUGUAUAGUAGUUAAUUUUUGGGAGUUUGCAAAAAGGUGGAAUGCAGUUUAUAGUAAUUAGCUAUUUUUUGUGAAGAAUCAACCUCUUGUUUUCGGGGAAGUGGCAAAGUUCUGUCCAGUUCUAUGUACUCCAGGGAUUGAUAAUGUGAAUCAGUGGAGUUAUUUGUCA